AUGUCGUCGGCCCCCUCCCACCCGCGUCGCCGGCCCGCCAGGCCUGAUGAUUCCCACCUGACUCUUAUCGACUCCUUUCAGAGCAUGAACAUUCGCAAGGGCGAGACCUUUCACCCAAAGACGAGCACCGGUAAUAGCAGCUUCUGGGAUCCGCUGGAGGCACGGGCAAAGUCACCGGCAAUGCCACUGCGGUCUACAACAUCACCACAAUCUCUUGAGGAUCUCCUCAUCGGUCCGGGUGAGCGUCGCGUUGCCCAGCUUCUCCACCGUGUGGACAAGGCCGUCGCUGCUCAGUCGACCCAUGCGUUGGCCGUGGCCCUCAGCGAACCGGAGACCUUGGCCGUCCCAGCUGUCGCAGUAGACGCCGCCGCUGCUUCCGAUCAGACUCCAAGAUCGCGUGCUCGUCACCACAGCCAUUCAUCCGACAGUGGUAUCGGCUCCUCUGUUGCAGAUUCCGUCGAGACUGGAUCAGAUUCCACGGCUAAGCAUCCGACCAACUCUGGUGAGCGCUACCCUACCCUGGUGCAAACAUGUAUACUGACCAUUCCAAGCCACUGCGCGGUCUCCGGACAGACAAUCUCUCUCCAGCAUCUCGGAUGCUGCCGAGGAACACGCUGGACUGAGCAAGUACGCGGCCGAACAGAUCCAAAAGAACAUUGUCCAGCCCAUUCUGGAAGAAGAGUCACUGAAAGAAGUACGUACCUCCCUUCACGAUUUCGCGUCGUCGUGUCCCUCGUAGUCUAUAAGCUGCGUGCUAAUCCACCUUCGCCAGUUCCACGACCUCAUUAAGAGCAUACCAUCGCGCAUCGAAGAGAGGGAGGUCAAGAAUCUGAGGGAGAUCGAGCGCACAUUGCUCUUUCUCGCCACGGUAAGUAGUGGAGCCAUCAAUCUGUGGUCGUACAUUUGUUUAUGGUGUUUUGGCGUAGGACUAUUCGCGUUCUCCUUCGAAGUAUCUACGAUUCUGCGAGUCGACAAUCCGGGUUCUGCACACGACGGUCACGACGCUACACGAGUCCGACCAGAAAGCGCCUCAAGAUCGUCCGUACACUCAAGGAUACUUCUUUGAUUUAGUUGAGCAGGUUCGUUCUGGGUCUCUGUCGCCUAAAGGCACAGCGGCAUUGAUUGACAUUGUUCUUGGACAGAUUCGUAGAUACGCCACCAUUCUGGCCGCCAAUCGCGCCCGCCAAGUGAAGGGCGAGAUGGUAUCGACAAAGUGAGUUCUCCCCACCCCGCCCUCGUACUGUUGUCGUCACCCCUCUACAUGUGAGCUUGCGUACAAUAGCUUCUCUUCGCUAUUGUUGGUAGGCUACAGCUAUUGUCAGCACUCCUAUUGUCAUGUUGGCCAUUCGGCGGACACUGUCAUAUAAAAAGCGUGAAACCUGCCUCUGGCCUUCGUCUUGCUUCCUUACACACCCUGCCCGCCGUCGACGAUCAACACAAUCGCAAAGGCAAUGGCCUGUGCUAACGACAUGGACAGGAUCGAGAAAGUCUCGCUCCAUGGGGGUAUGACACAUAACGGAAAGCCGGCUGAGCUAGUCCGUCACACUGCAGACGGCCAAGUCAUAUCACUGGCCGACGACCAAGCUCUCACUGAAGAUGAACUCAACUCCACCAUGAAGAGAGCUGCUGAUGCAGACCUCGACGAAGAUGCCUUGCGUUCCAUGGCUCGUCGGAAGAAGAACGCAAAGCCUGAGAUCCAUACCUGUCCGCUUUGCACCAAAGAAUUCAAGCGCCCAUGCGACCUCACGAAGCACGUAAAGACACACGAGCGCCCUUGGAAGUGUCCGACUGAAGACUGCAAAUACCACGAUUACGGCUGGCCAACCGAGAAGGAGCGGGAUCGUCAUGUCAACGACAAGCAUUCUUCCACCCCAUCUCUCUACCACUGCCUGUUCAAGCCUUGCCCGUAUACGUCCAAGCGUGAGAGCAAUUGCAAGCAACACAUGGAGAAGGCUCACGGGUGGCAAUAUGUUCGAUCCAAGAGCAACGGCAAAGGUCGCGCAUCCAGCGUUGUGCGCCUGCAGCAAGGCUCUGUGCCUCCAUCGCCAUCGUCGGCCAUGCUGACUCCCCUCACACCCAUCGCGCCGUCUCCUUCUACUCACUGCUGGUCCGAAUCGUCGCGUCGCGGAUCCAUGGCGCCACCGCCAACUACUGGAGCGAGUGGCUAUGGAACUCCGGCUUACGGCACGCCCGCUUUCGCGCAGCCAUCGCCAGACUUUGCGGGCCACUUCAACAUGAACAAUUUGAACUUUGAUUUCAACGACAUGGGCAACUUCCCACAGUUCCCGAUCACGCCGGCCAUGAGCGAGGAGCGCCAUGAUUCUGCUUCCCUCUCGUCGCAUUCUGAGUUGCAGUUCGAUGCCAACUCAUUCGACGGUCAUUCGCCUGCCGACUUCACGUUUGACAACUUCGACUUCGGAAAUCUCCCAGUCGACUUCCAGACGUACACUCCAAACUCCAGCGUCGCCGGUCCUAGUUCUGGUGCUGGUGCUGGUGCUGGUGCUGGUGCUGGUGCUGGUGCUGGUGCUGGUGCUGGUGCUGCAAUGCCACAUGUGUCUCCGCAAAUGGAUCAGACAUUCACGAAUGAUGCGAUGAAUAUCGACAACGAUUACUGCGCGGCGCCGAACGAGGACUUUACACUGUUUGCCUCUGGCUCUCGCGCUGCUGACGGCGAGAUGGCGAUGAUUCCUUCGCUCGUGAACGAAGGCUCGUGGGGACAGCUCGACGGAAGUGGCUCUACAUUUGCUUCGGGAGCGCAUUUCGACAGUGGAAACCCACCAACCCUCACUGCCGGCAACAGCGUGCUGAGGGAUUUGUUCCCAGAGCUCCACAACUGA
Molecule: messenger RNA, 2837 nt
Organism: Lecanosticta acicola
Lineage: Eukaryota; Fungi; Ascomycota; Dothideomycetes; Mycosphaerellales; Mycosphaerellaceae
Source: the annotation of a GenBank genome assembly